CUCGUCUUCACUCUCAGCAGGAGGUUUUAGAGGUAAAUCUGUUUUUGUUGAUUGAUUACAUAUUUGUUAAUUAUGUUUUUAUGAUUGAUAGAACACAGGAGGUCUUGUUUCUCUACAUUCAGAACUCUGAAGGUGCUUUUCUGUGAGCAGAUACUGUUAACCUCUAAUCCUCCAGACCACAUUCAAAUGUAGGGUUUGUAAAACGGGUUGAGACUUUAAAACCCUGGUUCCUGGCCUGAGUACAUUAUGUAUUCAGUGUAAUCAAUGAUUCUACUACUUGUACGUCUUGACUGUCAGAUGGCAGAUCCAGACUCUGAGGCUCCACAGAGGGAACACUUGCCCAUUCUUCCCCCAGUCAGCAGCCCUGAACACGGGCUGAGCGCCUGUGCUCCUUCCCCGGACAAGGAGCUCCGGGCAGGAGGGCAGGGAGUCCAGGACGGCCCUGAGGAGGAGGAGGAGGAAGGAGGAGGAGGAGCCAGUACCAAACCUAGACCUUCUCUGCUUCAUGUCCACAGACAUGUGAUUGGCAGAGGACAUCGGCGAAUAGGAGGCCAGAACCUGAGAGCCAUUGAUCACAUGUCUCCUCCGCCGGCUGCUCCGUCCCCGAUCACCGUCACCUCUGUGUCCGGUAGUAGGACGGUGCUGUUGUCCAAUGAGGCGAGGAGAGAGAUGGCGAAGCAGGCCAGAGCCGCGAAGGAGGAGAGAAGAGCGACGCUGGACGCCCGGCACAGAUACUUGAUCAGCAGGUUGGUGGACGGCGGGACGCCGGGGGAGCCGGAGGUGGAGGACUCCCUCAUCUCUGAUGACAAGUUCAGCCUGGUUGAUGAUUUCUUCGCUGCCAACGGAUCCAAGAAGCUGAUUUUCUUUUAUCAGGAUGUGAAGCAGGUGAACCGGUGCUUCUUUCUCUUCCCUCGUUAUCUGCCGUUUCCUCGCCAUCGUUUGUCUCACCGUGCUCUGACUUGUGUUUCUGCUCAGAAUCGGUCCUCCGGUCCCUCGUCCUCCGUGGAUCAGAGGAAACUCUUCCUCACCACAGGGAGCUCUGAGGUACAACUGUUCUUUAACAGUCACAGAAAGGAGCCGAAUCAGGAACCUUACGUCUUGUUUUGCGCGUUCCUGUUUGACUUUCUGAAAACCAAUGUGUGAACGAGUGGGGUUACUUCAUGUGGGGGUUUUUGAUUUAAGGACGGGGACUAAGUUUAGAACCAGGUCAAACCACAAGGAGAGUUCCUACGAAGUUUCACGGGUUCCUGGAGAGUUUCAUGCUGCAGAGCAGCAGAAAGGAACAAGUGGAGACCAGGUGUAACCGAGAGAUGCUUCAUGAGUGCAUGUCUGUCAUCUGAUAUUUAGUUUCACUCUGAGCUCAGAACACUGCUGCCCCGCCUGUUUAAUCUCCAUUGUCCUGCCUCAGAGGUAAUAACUGCUCUGCUUCAGUCUGUGAGGCGUUGCUAUGGAAGAAAAUGUUGCUUGUUUUGGCGGUGAGCCAGGUGACACCAAACACCUGCAGCACACAUUACACAGUGUUAAAAACCAACCAACCACUUCUGCUUCUCUUCAACCAAACAAUCAGAGCAAACACAUUGAUAAUGGUACUAAUACAUUCUGAUUAAUUAGUACAUUUGUAUAUUCAGCUAUCUAAAAGUUUAGUUUUAGACGUAGAGACGUCGUAUACGUCUCUGGUAGAGACCUGUCAAUCACCGUGUAGCCUCGCCCUAAA
Molecule: messenger RNA, 1714 nt
Organism: Anarrhichthys ocellatus (wolf-eel)
Lineage: Eukaryota; Metazoa; Chordata; Actinopteri; Perciformes; Anarhichadidae
Exons: 4
Coding region: 265-1143 (292 amino acids)
Source: RefSeq, a predicted model, not a curated record